CCCUUCGUAGAUGUAAUGAAGGACCUCCCGCAGUACAUCAGGUCCAGCACGACACUUUCAGCAGCUGUAGCCAGCAAUAGGUGACGCAAUCAUGCUACCGUACAAUCACCCAGUAGUAAGGGACGACAAUCAUGUUGAUGUGCACAAACAGAUCUCGCUUGAUACUUGCAGACCCACCACAAUUUGAAACGUUUCAAUGCACGAGGUCUACCGCAUGGUCCGACGAGCUUGGACCGCCCUCGCAAGCAAACAAAACUGGGUCGGUUGCCGUUUGAUGUUGAUGGCCUAACGUCAUGUCCGCCGCAGAUAGAGCGUCUCGUUCUAUUGCUUCAUUGAUAUAUGAGAGAGACAUGGAGGCGACAAGAUUGAGGAGAUCCAGGCUUCGACAAGGCAUCGCUGCGAUGUUUGGCAAUAACUUGGCAGUAGCGCUUAGAGAUGUGCUAGAUGGACACAACAGCGGCUCUCUGCGCGGUAGCUCGCGAACAAGUACGCGCAGUACAAGUAGUAGCGUGGUAUCUGAAUCGAACGAAGCGUCACCAGCGCAUCACCUCGCAACAACUUUCAGGAGUCUGACACUGACAAGCCGUCCGUCGUCAACGACGCGUCUAUUUCGGCGGCGAGCGGAACGCACAUCUCCGAUAGAAGCCCCUCCGCCUGCAUACUCAGCGAUUAAUGAGACGCCUGAGACAUCCUUCCAACCAUCAGCCGAAAUCCUUGCCCAAUCUCGCCGCAACUUUCUCGAAUCAUCCGGAAUUUGCGUACUCGACACAAAUACCGUCGAAGCGAUUGGCUUACAUCGCCUAGAAGCCCAGCAACAGCGUCGAGAACACCAGCAACAACUCUUGACUGGUCGCAGUACAGUUGAUACCCCACACUAUGAGGCUGAUCGUCGCGAAACGCGUCGUGGUGGCAAAUACCUUUUCGCGCCACAGGACACGGUCGCCUUGGCGGAGAUCAACCAGCAUACUGCUUCUGUGCGCGCAGGCUGUUCAUCGCACGCUUUGGCCGUUUCGUCGCGUGCUGAGGGAUUUGUUUCAAUAGUGGAGGAGUUUCAUGGGUUCGUGCACCAGUCGCCUCUUGUUGUACGGAUUUCAACAGUGCCGGUUGUAGAUGAGCCUGAAGUGAGGCAGGUACCAACAACAGCCAUCAAGCAAACCAAGCAUAAAAAGAACGUCAAAGAGCAAUGGAGCGCCUUUGUGGUUCAGUCAAAGGGUAACUUUAUUGGUAUGCCACCACUGCCACUCGAACGUCUCUUGCGCAUAAAACAACCCGACUUGUUUGCCAGUGCAGAAUCUGGCGAUAUUUUGCUCGAGGGAAGUUACAACAAGGCACGCUCAUUGUACGUACAGGACAUGAGUGGGAGUUUGUCGAGCCAUGUGUCGGUCGUGUAUCGUGAACCCAUCACACGUGCGCUGUACUUGUUGACCUCGCGUACCUGGUCGAAACGCUUUCGCAAUGCUUAUGAAAAGAGGAAGCAGCAGCAUGACCUUGCUUCAUUGGAUUUUAAAACCUUGCAGUGUACAGAUGGUGUCACACUGCAUCCAUUGGAAGCUUAUGUGGCGCAAGCAAGACAAGCUGGCAGUUACUUCUUGCUGCGGAAGUUGAUGAAGGGUAAGAAAGCACCCAGUGCAAUCCACCGGCAUCGUCUCGGACAGAAGCUUUUCGAGUGGUUCUUGGCAAAUCAAGGAACACGCCCGCCUCCUGUUUCAGAAGAGAUACUCCGCUUGAAGGGCGCAUGCAAGGUGGAUGCAAAAUUGUCAGAAGUCCUAGGACUCGAAGGUCUCGCCACUGGCCAAGAAAAGCUUGUCUUGCCACGAAACGUCGCUCAAGUCACACAGCGGCUAGCGUUUCACCAACGCGGCAAGUAUGCCGCUUUGUUGAAUAAAACGACGGACCUUAGCAUGAGUAGCAGUGAGGCUGUCCUUGCUGCGCUUGAGCACGCGGAUGUCUUUGAUCUUGGCGCCAAGAGUGAUGCAGAAGCCGCUCGUGUCCGUCGUGUAAUGAGUAGCAGCAAUAUGUUUGAGCUGCGUCGAUUGCCACUCCGUCCAACACGCCAUGCGAAUGGGUUUGGAGGUUGGGGUUAUGAGAUUUUGACACUUGUGACGGGUGAGAAGCAGCAAACGGGUGUGCGUGGAUACGUGACGAGUGUCUCCUCACAUGGACGGGUGGAAAUGAGCAUUGGUGGACAGCCGUUGAAUUUUGAGGAAGGCGCAGUGUAGUGCUUAUAGACUGGCAUAGUAUUGAGACUGUCGUACAAGGUCUGCAUAACGAGCUGUUGUUUGUUGGACUUCCUUGCGUGCACGGCCGUUUCCGGUGUAAUUCGUGAUUGU
Protomyces lactucae-debilis is the source of this 2330-nucleotide messenger RNA. RefSeq lists its product as uncharacterized. Bases 294 to 2219 code for a protein of 641 amino acids. NCBI's taxonomy places the organism in Eukaryota, Fungi, Ascomycota, Taphrinomycetes, Taphrinales, Protomycetaceae. The record is from RefSeq and is a predicted model, not a curated record. The transcript has a single exon.